UGGAGAGAAGCCGCCACGCUGCUCCUGGCGGCGGGCGGCGGGCGUCCUCCUUCUCCGCGCCCGGCCGCCUUCGACUACCAGGUGUUGCUGCUCCGCCGGAGCGCCCGGAGCGCCUUCAUGCCCAGCGCCCAAGUCUUCCCGGGCGGCCUGGCCGUAGCCGCCGACUUCUCGCCCGCCUGGCGGGACCUGCUGCCCAAUGCGCCGCGCUGCGGGCUGGACGCCGAGCCUCCCGCCAGGCCUCCGCUCUUCGCCGCCCGGCGGCCCGAGCUAGGCGAAGCCGCCCUGCCGGCCGACGUGGCCUUUCGCAUCUGCGCCAUCCGGGAGACCUUCGAGGAGAGCGGGCUGCUGCUGGUGGUGCCCGCCGGGACCGACGCCCAGCCGGCUUCGCUGCUGGAGAUGCCGGCCGCCGAGAAGCUGCUGCCGGCCGGCCAACUGGAGGAGUGGCGGCGGCGGGUGCAAGGCGACCCGGGGGAUUUCCUGCAGCUCUGCCGCCGCCUGGGCUGCGCGCCCCACGUGCGGGCGCUCCACGAGUGGGGCAACUGGCUGACCCCCGUGAGCCGAGCCGGACCGUCCGGCCGCCGUUACGACACCGCCUUCUACCUGUGUUGCUGCCUCGGGCAGGAGCUGCCCGCCGCCUCCCACGACCGGCAGGAAGUGGCCGGUUGCAGGUGGUCCACCCCUUUAGAAGCUGUCAAACUUUUUAACUCUGGAGAAAUCUGGAUAGCACCACCUCAGCUUUAUGAGCUAUGUAGGCUGUGCCAUUUUUCAUCCCUUCAUGAUCUGGAGAAAUUUAGCUCAGAGCGAGCUUUAGAAGGUUGUGAACGCUGGAUGUCAGUUGUGUUGAUGGCUUCAGAUGGCCACAUACAAGUGUUGCCAGGUGACGAUUUAUAUCCAAAAGAUCCCGAUUUUACUGGCGAAAAGAAAUCUGUGUUGACAACAAAUAAAAAGAUUGAAGAACUAAUGAAGGAGGCCAGAAACCUUCAUCGUAUAGUAACACGAAGCCGUAAUAAUGUAACUAUCCACAUGAAUAUUGAAUCAAAAUAUAAACAUAUAAAUCCAGUUAGACUGGACUCUAAAAUGUGAAAUAAUGCAGAUUGUAACAGUUCAGUUGUAGCGUUUCUCAUACUGGAAUCACUAAAUUUUGAGAGAUGUUUUAAUAAAAAUGAAUUAAUAGCACUGUGCCAUUUCAUGGACCUACCUCAAUAUCAUAUUUAUGUAAAGUAUUUCAGGUUCAAGUUGUGUUGAUCAAUGUUAUUAUUCUUGUUAUGCAAAUAUGCCAAUUCUGGAAUAGAGGUCUAUCUUCUAAGUUUUAAGUUUAAGUACUAAGUUUACUUUGUACGUUAUAGCUAUACUGACAUAUCCUUAAAAAGAGUCAAGGUAAUUUGCAACUGAAUGACAAUCAUUCAGUACUGUAAACAAAAGACUAUCACAUUAUGUUUUAACAUACAUAUUUGAAUUAUUAUUACAAUGAUCAUAAAUGAUAAAUAGCCAUCCAUCCAAGUACAUGGAUUUGAGUCAUGGCAGUGAUGGCUUGCCUUGAUGUUGAUUUCAGAAUAGUGGCUAUUACCUAAUGAUUGAAGCUUUUCAAUAUGCAUUUACUACAUGCAACACACAUUAAAAGGUGUGCAUCUGGUGUUUUAAAGGCAGUGACCAUUUCUGCAGAUGCUCCUGUUGACCGAUAGGUCAUUUGCCAAAAUUGGAAAAAAAACUGAACACUUUAAAUGUACGUAACAGUAUAUUUCUCUCUGUCUGGGAAUCGUAUUCAAAAUAAGUGCAUUGCAGAUUGUAAAUGCCUAUAUUCAGAACUACUUCUAGGAAGCACUGUAUUUAGAUUAACUUGUUUAUACUGACUAUCCAAGGAAUAAAGUCCACUGUAGGCCUGGACCUCUGUUUUUUUUUUUUAAAUGUCACCAGUUGUGCCUUUACAUUAACUGUUAUAUAACUCUAACGAGUGUCUGUUAAAAAUAAACACUUGUAAGCAGUA
Molecule: messenger RNA, 1984 nt
Organism: Thamnophis sirtalis
Lineage: Eukaryota; Metazoa; Chordata; Lepidosauria; Squamata; Natricidae
Gene: NUDT19
Product: nudix hydrolase 19
Cellular component (GO): mitochondrion
Molecular function (GO): hydrolase activity, acting on acid anhydrides, in phosphorus-containing anhydrides
Source: RefSeq, a predicted model, not a curated record